Dendrobium catenatum is the source of this 2473-nucleotide messenger RNA. Its product is annotated as probable serine/threonine-protein kinase PBL23. The coding region runs from base 149 to 2308 and encodes 719 amino acids. Gene Ontology annotation, biological process: protein phosphorylation. The transcript is spliced from 12 exons. Gene Ontology annotation, molecular function: ATP binding; protein kinase activity. The record is from RefSeq and is a predicted model, not a curated record. Lineage: Eukaryota; Viridiplantae; Streptophyta; Magnoliopsida; Asparagales; Orchidaceae.
CUCAACGAUGAGAGAGAGAGAAAGCUAGCGAGAGCGACAGGGAGCUAAGUGGAGUACCCUUGCGGGGACGGAUCUUAUUCGGAUGAAAGCUAACAAGCGAAAGAACAGACAGCACUAUAUGCUUAGUUUAGGUGCACAGUCGUAGGGGAUGGAAGGGGAGGGAAUCAGAAUAAAUGACCUAGAGGUGAAAGAUGAGAGAAAGGAUAGGAAAACAAUUGUAUUGGGCAUCAGAACAGACUCCAAGAGCAGAGAGCUACUCACCUGGACUCUCGUCAACGUCGCUAUCUCCGGUGAUCGCGUCGUCGCCAUUCACGUUCACCGCUUAUCCUACCCCUUUGAUGGUUCAGACCAAUACGUGGACAAGUUGGAGCCGAUGCGCAGAGCUUAUGAAGGUUUCUGCAGCCUAAUACAAAUAGAUUUGGUUAUAAAGAUUUGCAGAGGCUUCUCCGUCCGCAGGACUUUGGUUCAACAGGCCAAAUCUUACUCUGCCUCUUAUUUAAUCCUGGGAGAAACCAAAAGCAGUAAUGCAAUUAGGUUUUCGUUGACUUCAAUCCCUAAAUACUGUGCUACGAGGCUGCCACCUGAGUGUUCCGUUGUUGCAGUGAACAAUGGAAAGAUUGUUUUCGGAAGAGGAGCUGUAGUUUUAGUGAAGAGGAGGGUGACUGGGCACGAUGGAAAAACAUCUAACUUUCUCCUGCUGCAUAGGAAGAGUUUGAGGGGAGAUCCAUUAGAUUGUUUGUUGGAUAUUAAAGGCCAGGAAGAUGCAAUGGUGGAGAAGUGCUCUGUGUGCGGUACUGUUCCUGGGACGCCUUGUUCUUCAAAUGUGAUGGCUGAUGGGUGCCUGCUGGAUUCCAAAUCAGAUGCUCCAAUAUGCUCAAAUUCUUCGGUUGCAGUUGGCAUUCAAGAGCCAACUGAUGAGGUUGUAUCAAGCUGGUCAAUUGCCAGAAGAACAAUGUCAAACCAUAGGAGGACUAUAUCCAUGGAGGGAUCCAGAACACCAUUGGUUCAGUUAGCAAAGUGGAUUUCUGGUCGGUCUACCACAUGUUCACCUAACCGUUCUGUUGGUAAGCAUAGAAGAUCUGAUACAUUUACAGCUUGUAGCCUUUACAAGGAAGACAGUUUAUCCCCAUUCUUUAUUGAAGAGAGCAACCUACGAAUCAAUAGAGAAUAUAUGCAAGAGAACUAUUCAUUGUGGUGGAAAUACUUCAGCUAUGUUGAGCUUAUGCAAGCAACUUGCAACUUCUCAGUUGACAGAGUGAUUGGAAAAGGUGGAAGCAGCCUUGUUUAUAAAGGCAUACUUUCAGAUGGAAAAGAGUUAGCUGUAAAGGCCUUGAAACCAUCUAAAGAUUCAAUGCGACAGUUUGUUUUGGAAAUUGAUAUCAUCACCACUUUGAACCACGAAAACAUUAUUUCCUUGCUUGGGUUUUGUUUGGAGGACAACAAUUUGUUACUAAUCUACGACUUCAUGUCAAGGGGUUCCUUGGAAGAGAUCCUUCAUGACUCAGAAGAGCACAAGCGUUCACUCAAUUGGUGUGACAGAUAUAAAAUCUCUAUUGCUGUCACUGAGGCACUCAAAUACUUGCAUGGCUAUGGUGGAACCGAACCAGUGAUUCACAUGGAUGUAAAAUCGUCAAACAUUCUAUUAUCUGAGGAUUUUGUACCAAAGCUCUCAGAUUUUGGACUUGCUAGACGCUCAACCGAAUCAGUUUCUCACAUAUCAUGCAACAAUCUUGCCGGGACGUUUGGGUACUUGGCACCGGAGUAUUUUAUGUUCGGACAGGUCAGUACAAAAACUGAUGUGUACGCCUUUGGUGUUGUGCUUCUUGAACUCCUUUCAGGAAGGAGACCCAUCAACUCUAUGGGUAUCAAGGGUGAUCAAAGCCUAGUAAUGUGGGCUAUGCCAAUCCUACAAAGUGGGAAAUAUCAAGAAUUGAUGGAUCCAAGAUUGGAUGGUAAAUACGAUGUUGAACAAAUGGAGUGGAUGGCUCUCGCUGCCUCUCUCUGCCUCAAAAGGGAUUCCCAAUCUCGACCCACAAUGCCCUAUGUCUUGAAGCUCCUGCAUGGAGACAAAGAUUCGGUGAAGUGGGCGAAAUCGCUGGUUGAUUCAGGAAACUCUAUUAACUCGGAGGAUGAUGAUCAAACCUUCAUUCCUGAUAUUAAAUCCCAUCUAAACGUAGUUCUGCUUAAUUCAGAGGUUGGUUCUCCAUCUGCAAGCAGUAAUGAGCUUUUGCCAGGCUUUACAACUGAUGGUACUUUCGUGGAGGAUUACUUGCUUGGAAGAAUAACUCGGGCUUCCAGCCUCGAUUGACUAAUUCUUUAUAAAUUUGGUUCUUCAACUUUUUUUUUUUUUUCAACUUGUAGUUGUAGGCUUCAAGUGUUCAAUUUGAUGUCAAUUACUUUGAUUUUAUUUUUUGUUAUUUAUUUAUUAUUAUUUUUUAUUAAAGAAUGCUCCAACGAAAAACGGGUUACAUCU